Molecule: messenger RNA, 2340 nt
Organism: Caenorhabditis briggsae
Lineage: Eukaryota; Metazoa; Nematoda; Chromadorea; Rhabditida; Rhabditidae
Exons: 11
Coding region: 1-2340 (779 amino acids)
Biological process (GO): transcription initiation at RNA polymerase II promoter
Cellular component (GO): transcription factor TFIID complex
Molecular function (GO): protein heterodimerization activity
Source: RefSeq, a predicted model, not a curated record
AUGACACCGGAAAAUGCAGUUUUACAUAAUUUACGCGAUUCGAUAAGCCGUAUUGUCGACAAUUUGCAUUUUACGAGCAUCGACGAAGCUGCGCAUGCCCGGCUCGUUGGUCUAGUCGCCGAUAAGCUGACGACGAUGGGUGACACGUGUCGAGCACUUCUGGAGAAUUCUGGAAGAACGGGAAUCGGCUUGAAUUCGGCGAUCGAUUUGAAAUAUUUAUUCAAAAUUCAUCAUGUCGAUUUGCGCAGCCUUCUGGAGUACACACAACAAGUUCGACCAUUUCCGCCGAAAAACUACGAAAUUCACGGAGACGAGUCUGCGGCGAUGCUGAAAUCGAAAAAAUUGAAAAACGAAAAUUUGAAAAAACCGGAAAAACCAAAAGUGAUUCGACAUCCCACACCGCCGAGUUAUAACAUUCCAAUCUACGAUAACAUGUCCCCUCACCAACUCGGCUACAACUCCGAAGUCGAUGCUGAAGCCACGCCCCUAAUUCCCGAUUUUCCAAAUUCCACAAAAAUUCCGUCGACACCACCAUCAGAAUCCCCUCAAAUUCAUCAUCUUCCACCGCCGCCACCACCUCCUCCGAUUCCUCCGAUUCCAUAUUUUCCAACGUCUUCUGAACGACUUUUCGAAGAAUUCAUCCCGAUUUUCGAUCCGAUAGUUCCACCGCCGCCAGUUUACACUGUUCCAGAACCUGUCGUUAAGCUCAAAAUAUUCAAAGCCGAUCCACCACUGAUUUACGAGCCAAAACACCAUGAUCGAGACGAUCGAAUCCCACAAAAAUGGCCGAAAUUCGAUAAAUAUCGUCUGCCAAAAUCGGAAAAACGGACUCAAAAACUGGAAAAAACGCCAUCAAAUGCAUCGAUUUCUGGUCCAAAAAUGACACGAAAACGAUUGAUGCAAACGAAUUACGAACGACGGCUGAGAAAUGAACAAAUGGCACGGGAAGAGAGAAAAAAAGAGAAACUGCUGGAAAAAUUGUAUCAGAAAAAGGAAAAAGAGAGGAAACAACGAGAGGAAAUGGAGAGAAAACAUCAGAGAGUCGAAGAGCCGCCCGUUCGAAAAUUCAAAGGAAGACUGCCGAGAUUGGUGUUGAAAGUGCCCAAGGAGACGUUGAAAGAGCUGAAAAAUGAUGAACCAAUCUCAUCGGGUCCACUUCUUCCAUUGUCGCCCAAGAAAGACGAAAAUCACAAUUUGAUGAUUUCAAAAUCUUCGAAACCUCAUCAUCGGAAUUCUGCCGCCACGUCAUCUGAAUUUAGAAAAGUGAAAACGGAGAAUAUUGGCGAUAGAGCGCCAUUGCUGAAGAUGAAAAUUUCAUUUAGAAAGUGUUAUGAGGGAGCAAUGAUAAUGAAAGUGGUAACCACUGAUUAUCAGAAGAUUUUCAAUGGAGCAUGGCAGCCGCUAGUUGGCACGUGGCAGAGCAGAAAUGGCGUUUACUCGAAAACGAAGCCACCAAAUGCAUAUAUAUUGUUUUCAGACGUUCUCCAAAUGAUGGGUCGUGCCGGCCGUCCGCAAUUCGACGAUUCAGCAGUCGCCGUGAUCUAUGUUCAAGACUCGAAAAAAACGUUCUACAAGAAAUUCCUCUACGAACCAUUCCCCGUCGAAUCCUCCCUUCUUCCAGUGCUUCCCAACCACGUAAAUGCUGAAAUUUCAGCCGGAACAAUUGAUUCAAAGCAGGGAAUUGUUGAGUAUCUAUCAGGAACCUAUCUCUAUCGAAGACUAUUUGCCAAUCCCAAUUAUUAUGGUCUAGAUGAAGAUUCCGAAGAAUCAAUGCUCAAAUUCAUUUCUCAAAUCGUCGAUGGCUCUGUUUCGGAGCUCCUCGAAUCGGAAUGUAUCCACGUGGAUUCGGAGAAUGACAUCAUCGGACCGACGGCGUUUGGUAGAAUCGCAUCGGUUUAUUAUUUGCAACACGAAACGAUUCGAUUCUUGGUGAAGACGUUGCAUUCGGGAUGUACUGUUGAACAGAUGUUGAAGGCGUUGACAGAUGUGCCGGAGUAUGCGGAGAUUCCGGUUCGACACAAUGAGGAUUUGAUUAAUACCGAGUUGCAGAACAACUCUCAAAUGCACCUCCCACAAUGGCCAAAACCCAAACAAGCCGGAUGGAUUAUCAUUGUCGGCCGUGAAUUCAACGAUCAAAUUCUGAAUACCACUACCGUCGUCGGGUCGCAUUCGACACGUUCAACGGCUAAAUUGGAUAUCAGAAUUCCAGCGAAUAGCUUAAAUUUGCGUAUUUCAAUGAUAAAAAUGUUCAGAGGAAAACAUUCGCUUUCCGUUUACAUUCUCAGCGAUUGCUAUCUGGGAAUCGACCAAGAGUACACACUUCGACUGGAUGUUUCUUAA